Messenger RNA from Zasmidium cellare ATCC 36951, 1221 nucleotides. RefSeq lists its product as uncharacterized. NCBI's taxonomy places the organism in Eukaryota, Fungi, Ascomycota, Dothideomycetes, Mycosphaerellales, Mycosphaerellaceae. The record is from RefSeq and is a predicted model, not a curated record. The transcript has 3 exons. Gene Ontology annotation, molecular function: FAD binding. The coding region runs from base 1 to 1221 and encodes 406 amino acids.
AUGUCAGCAACUCGCAAACCCAUCCUCAUCUCAGGAGCCGGCCUGGCUUCUCUGCUUUUUGCCCGAUCUCUAUUACGUAGCUCCAUCCCCUUCAUCAUCUUCGAACGAGACCAGUCGAUUUCAUUCCGGGCUCAAGGCUACCGAUUGCGCCUCUCACUCCAAGGACUCGAUGCCAUCGAGGAAGUUCUGGGUCCUGAGGGGUUCCCAAAAUUCUGGGAUGCAUGCGGCAAGACCGGCGGGUCUAAAGGAUUCGCUGCCAUCGAUGCCAUCACGGGAGAGGAUGUGGUCGAUCUUCCGGAGAGGAAAGAGCCCGCCCGGAGCGGACCUGUGAGCAAGGAGGUUCUGGAGUCGCGAGAUGGGAAGACGAUUGGAAUUUCGAGAGGUGCUAUGAGAGCUUUGUUCCUCGAAGGUUCUGAGGCUCAUGUUGAAUGGGGCCAUCAGGUGGUUGGGUACGAGUUGACUCCUAACGGCGUCAAGGCUGUGUUUAAGGAUGGAUCGAAGUCAGAGGAAGGAGAUAUGCUGGUUGGAGGAGAGGGAAUCUAUUCCAAGGUGGCGAAACAGGUCUCCGAUGGCAAAAUCAAGACGUACGAUACUGGAGCGAGAGGUAUCCAUGGCCAAGCCCCGACUACCGCAUUCAAGGGGCUUGGAGAGGGAGUUUGGAGGGUCAUUGACGACACUAACCCUAACGGAAAGACCUUUGUUAUAACAAAUGUCAGACCGGAUGAUAUGGAUGACGAAAACAUUGACUUCGGCUGGACGAUGGGUGGUACUCCAGGAGUCAUACAACCGCCCAACAACGACUUUGCAAUCAUUGGAAAACCAGCUGCAGACAUUGCCAAGUCUUUGACGGCAAACUGGCAUCCUCGCCUGAAGCCACUGUUCGAGGAGAUGAGGGAGGAAGAUGCGGCGUUCUGGAAGAUCACCUGCUCGACUCCCUCAGGUGUUCCAAAGUGGAAGAACGAGCCAAGGGUGACGGUUAUUGGAGAUGCCGUUCACUCAAUGACUCCUGCUGGAGGAAUCGGCGCCAACACUGCGGUUCGAGACUCGGCCUUGUUGGGGCGAUUACUCGGCAAGAAGGGGGGAUGGUAUGAUGGAGUUACAGCAGAAUACGAGAAGGAGAUGAGAAUAUAUGGCAGCGAAGCAGUGGCGACCAGCUACGGCAUGGCCACAUCCCAGUUCGGGGUGCUGAUCGACGAGAAGACUUCACCCACGGUUGGCUGA